AGUUUCAGUUUGUGUUCCUAUGCUGGAGUGCCAAGACCAACGCUGGAACUGGGAAUAUUUGAUAUUAUUUGAAAUACCUAUAGAGUUCAUCUAACCAGGGCUGGACGUCUUGAAUUAAACGACUCAGCCGGCAGUAUUAUCGUUUUGGACAUGCGCAACAUCGAAAAUGAGUAUUCAUUCAUGUUUGAAUACUCUGGAUACCGCAGUAAAUUCAUCGGCAUGCCUUACGAUAGGGAAUUUGAGAUAAUGUGGCAGCAGAUCGGCGAAGAACUCCGUUCGAAACAUAACCGAUUCGUGGGCAUGCCCUUCGAUAGUGGAUUUGAACGGAUGUGGCGCCAAAUCAGAGAAGAUUUAAAGCGAGAUCAGGAGAUAAUCGACUUCGCACUCGGCUUCCAACGGAAUUUAACCCUCUACGAAAAGGAGGAAACGGUUGACGGCCCACUUGAGUCUUUUAUUGAACGCAGAUAAAAUAUAUUCAAUUUUAUUGAA
Drosophila subpulchrella is the source of this 489-nucleotide messenger RNA. RefSeq lists its product as uncharacterized. The record is from RefSeq and is a predicted model, not a curated record. Bases 151 to 468 code for a protein of 105 amino acids. The transcript has 2 exons. NCBI's taxonomy places the organism in Eukaryota, Metazoa, Arthropoda, Insecta, Diptera, Drosophilidae.